CGGCCAUGUUCUCAAACCUUACAAGAUGGGCUGUAAGACGAAUGUCUACGGCAGUCUCUCCUUAUCCAUACUCCAAAGUUGCGACUGCCAUCCCUGAACCUAUACCGCCUACCGACGCGCUCCGAAAAGGCAAGGGACUCAUGGAACAUCUACGAAAAACGCUCGUUGCACCAGAAAAACGACACAUGGUCGAUGUCCUUUUCAGUAGACGACAUCCAGAACGUCUUCAACCGGGCUCCGUCCUGACUGUCCAUACGCACCAAGCGCCGUUUUCAUUUUCUGGUGUACUCCUCGCCGUACGUCGACGUGGUCCACAUACGAGUUUCACGUUACGGAAUGUGGUGCAGAAGAUUGGUGUGGAGAUGCAGUUUUUCGUGAACUCGCCGGAUUUGAAGAGUGUUUCGGUGAUUCAGAGGGCUGGUGGAGGAGGCGGGAGAGCUGGAAGGAGGAUGAGGAGAGCGAAAUUGUUCUAUUUGCGUCAUCAGCCGGAUAAGAUGACUGCUAUCUCUGCUGGAGUCCGAGGGUAGAUGCGCGGAUAGCUAGGGAGCAGUCAUAAAUUAUGCUGGUAUCCUUCGGGUUUUCCAGUUCGCCAAGUCACCAUGUAAUGCAAUCAUCUGUCUACGUCAUUUAAUCACAUCUAUUGCAAUGCCUUUAAGAUCUGUUCCCAGUCUAACAAAUC
This is a messenger RNA of Fomitiporia mediterranea MF3/22, 679 nucleotides long. RefSeq lists its product as uncharacterized. The record is from RefSeq and is a predicted model, not a curated record. Gene Ontology annotation, molecular function: structural constituent of ribosome. The transcript is spliced from 2 exons. Gene Ontology annotation, cellular component: mitochondrial large ribosomal subunit; ribosome. The coding region runs from base 42 to 527 and encodes 161 amino acids. Gene Ontology annotation, biological process: translation. Lineage: Eukaryota; Fungi; Basidiomycota; Agaricomycetes; Hymenochaetales; Hymenochaetaceae.